Molecule: messenger RNA, 1415 nt
Organism: Nymphaea colorata (pocket water lily)
Lineage: Eukaryota; Viridiplantae; Streptophyta; Magnoliopsida; Nymphaeales; Nymphaeaceae
Exons: 6
Coding region: 392-1066 (224 amino acids)
Biological process (GO): DNA-templated transcription initiation
Cellular component (GO): RNA polymerase I complex
Source: RefSeq, a predicted model, not a curated record
GGGAGGAGCGAAGAGCGAUAGAGGAAGCAAAGGAAACGCGCCGCCGCCGCCUCCUCUCUGUUCCGCCGAGAGCAGGCGCCAAAAAUUUCGAAGCGGCGCGGAGAAAAACCCUCACAAAAACCCGCCGACUUUUCGUAGGAGGGCGUUCCCUGCCCCUUCUGACCAGUCUUCUCUCGAAGUAGUUCUCUCUCAGAGAAGCUGCAGUUCGAAACGGUAGUCUUCAGGCUUUGCCGCUGCCGUUUGGCAGUCUCAUCCUACAGCAGCAGUGUGUUCACUUGAAAGACGUGCAGUCUUAGGGUUCUGACUUUUGAUAACAUAGGGUUUUGACUUCCGCGAUUCGGGGCAGGGAGAGGCAAAGAGGGAGCUUCUUUGGGAAUUUGAAGCGGUCUCGAUGAAGGCUUUCAGGGUUGCGGAGGCGAAUCUAUGUGUUUAUUUGCAUCCUUCCGCAUCCAAAAACAUCAUGCAAGCAGUCCGUCAGCAACUAAGCUCCCUGAUCUUAAAAUACGAUGAUCGGUUUGAUGGAGUGGUACUCGCGCACUAUGACACGAAGAUCCAAAAUAAGACAGCAAGAUUGAUGAGCUCAUUGACACCUUAUUUUGGUGUUCGAUUGAGAACUAAGCUACUACUUUUUUCUCCAAAACCUGGGAUGCUUCUAGCAGGAAAGGUGACAACAAUAGGAUUGGAUUUUGUUCGUGUUAUCGUGCUUGGUAUCUCAGUUGCAACCAUUUCAUUUGAUGACAUCCGUGAAGAAUUCAGUUACCUAGAAAAUGGUGAUGAGAGAAUGCUUCGUAGUACACUUCAUCGGCGGCAUGUAAUUCAAAUUGGUACUAUUCUGCAUUUUGUAGCAAAAAGUGUUGAGGAAACAACUGGUGAUAUAAUGGGGUCUCUGAUGCCGCAUGAUACUGGAAGUGUUCAAUGGUUGUACUCACACAAAGCAAGGAAACGUGACAAAUUGAGCUCGAAAUUGGAGUCACAAGAACAAGAUCUGCAAAUGAAGAAUAGCACCACCCCUAGAAAAACACACAAAUCCAAGAGGAGACGCAUGCAUGAGGAUUUGAGGCCAUGAAAUAUGCAUGAGAUGGGGCAAAGAUGUGUACUGUCAUUCCUUUGCAAACAUAAUCCGGUGCUGGUUACCCAUUUUGCAGUGCCAACGAAAUGAUUUUGUUCAUUGUGCAAUUUACACUGGACUGUUAUUUUUACGAAUUUUGCUUCUGAUAUCUUUGUGCAGCUCAGGCAGUUGCCCUUGCUGGCACAUUAGUUGUUGUGGAGUUUCCUCGUGUAUUAUUUAUUUGUUAAUUUUAAGGCAGAAGGGGAUCUGCCCUUGUUUAUAGUGUCGCUGGCGCCAUACCAUGAAGAAAGUGGAUUAGUUUUGUAUAAUCAGAUUAUUGUUAGCUAGAAAAUUAAAUAUUUGUCUC